UCGAGCAACGUGCUCGAAGAGAGAAGAAAUUGUCUCUAGACAGAAGAUCGUUCUAUCAUUUCGUUCAAGAUGAGACAUAGGAGAUACGCGAGGUUUUUAUUGCCACUCUUUAUGGCCACUGCAAUGAGUUUUCCUAUUCACAACUAUGAUAGACGCAUAUAUAAGUAUGAUCAUUUUCCCACAACACGAUAUAUUCGUCAAAUUAUACCUUUCCACACAACACAAAAUAGAGCUAAUUAUAUCGCAAAAGGAAAUAUUCACAACACAAAUGUACUCAGAACUGAACAACAGAAGUUUAAAGAUAAUCAAUUUUCAGGAUCUCAUGUUCAACAUUUUAAACGUGAGCUUGAAGAUGGAUACGAAAAAAAUUUUGGUGUUGAAUUGUUGGAUAGCGGAGGAGACAGUGGACAAAGCAUACAUGGUUACCAAGUAUCAGGAAACGACGAUAAAACUGUUACGAUCGUAAAGAAAAUCGCGGUACCAUACCCUGUAGAAAAGACUGUCCGAUAUCCUGUGAUCAAAAGAAUAAUGUAUCCGAUUAAAGUGCCGAUUCCACAGCCCUACGCGAUCGAGAAGAAAAUACCGUAUCCCGUAAAGGUCUUUGUCAAAGUUCCUAUUAAAAUUCCACAUCCGGUGCCGGUCGUCAAGGAGGUUCCGUAUCCAGUUAAAGUACAGGUGGAUCGUCCUAUUCCGGUCAAGGUAUAUGUCCCAAAACCAUAUCCCAUCGAGAGAAAAAUACAUUAUGAAGUAAAGAUUCCAGUACCGGAACCGUUUCCCGUAGAACGGAAAGUACCGGUGCCGGUGAAGGUACCGAUACGUGUACCUCAGCCCUAUCCGGUCGAAAAAAUCAUUCAUUAUCCUGUAAAGGUCACGGUAGACAAACCUGUACCAGUUCCGGUACCAAAACCAUAUCCGGUAGCAAUCGCGAAGCCGGUUCCGUAUCCCGUUGAGAAGCCGGUGCCGGUUCCGGUUAAAGUGAGGGUGGAACGACCAGUACCAGUUCCGGUAGACCAACCAGUGCCGGUCAAGGUAAAUGUUCCGGUACCGGAGCCGUAUUUGGUCGAACAAAAGGUACCGUAUAUCGUAGAGAAGUUUGUACCUGUACCAGUAAAGAUACCGAUAGAGAGGCCUGUACCGAUUCACGUGAACAAGCCAAUCGAGUAUUACUACGAAAAACCCGUUCCUUAUCCGGUUAAGGUACCGGUCGCGGUGCCAAUAGAAGAAGGUACCGAACACUGAUAGAUGUAAAAGAUGUAGUUUUAUAGAAAUGAAUUAUUAUUGGACAUAAAUAACGAUGUAGCUGUCAGAGGCUUCGUACUUCGAU
Messenger RNA from Mycetomoellerius zeteki, 1324 nucleotides. RefSeq names its product proline-rich protein 4. The transcript has 3 exons. The record is from RefSeq and is a predicted model, not a curated record. NCBI's taxonomy places the organism in Eukaryota, Metazoa, Arthropoda, Insecta, Hymenoptera, Formicidae. Bases 70 to 1239 code for a protein of 389 amino acids.